AUGAUAAGAAAUUACAUAAGAAAAUCCACCAGAUGUUCGUCUUAUAAUGAUGAAUCAUUGAAAAUUGCUGUUGAAUCAGUAACGAAUGGCAUGCCACUAAAAACGGCUGUCAAAAAAUAUGGGGUCCCUGCAAGAACUUUAAAAAGGCAUCAGAUGGCCAUGACCAAAUUUCCUGGAAAAAUUAAGCUGGGACAUUUUCACUCAAUUUUUACAAAGGACCAAGAACUAGAACUAGUAGAAAUUAUUAAAAGUAUGGAAAAAUCACUCUUCGGAAUGACCACAACAGACGUCAGGAAAGUGGCUUUUGAAUUUGCCGAAAAAAUGAAAUUAAGCCAUCCAUUCAAGGUUGAAAUGAAAAUGGCAGGGAUAGACUGGAUGUAUGGUUUUUUAAAAAGACAUCCAACGCUAUCUAUUAGAAAGCCGGAAGCGAUAAAUUUAUCACGGUUAGUUGGCUUCAAUAAAGAGCAGGUAAAAAUAUUUUUCGACAUAUAUCUUGAAACUCUCAACAAUGGAAAUUACAAUGCUAUGAAAAUAUGGAAUGUGGACGAAACUGGAAUCUCAACUGUUCAGAAACCAGUGAAAAUUGUUGGCAGCAAAGGUUCCAGACAAAUAGGAAAAAUUACAAGCGGGGAACGUGGACAUACAGUAACUGUUUUAUGUUCUAUGAACGCUGCCGGAAUAUUUAUUCCACCUAUGUUUAUCUUUCCAAGAAAAAGAAUAGUGGAUUCUUUAAUGAAUGACAGUCCACCACAAUCAAUUGGGACAUGCACUCCGAGUGGUUGGUCCGAUAGUGAGUGCUUUAUGAAAUGGUUACGACAUUUUAUUUCUAUUGUUAAACCAUCAGUGAAUGACAAGCAUUUAAUACUUUUAGAUGGUCAUCAUAGUCAUAAGACAUUGGAGUCAGUGAUGUUUGCCCAGGAAAAUGGCAUUGAAAUGUUAACUUUUCCUCCCCAUUGCACACACAAGUUGCAACCACUUGAUAAAACCUUUUUCAAAAGUUUGAAAUCAUUUUAUAACUCAUCAGCUGAUUCCUGGAUGAUGACAAACAAAGGCCGUAGAAUAACAUUCUAUGAAAUUGCAACAAUUUUCAAAACAGCUUAUUUCAAAAGUCUUACCAUUGACAAAGCAGUAAAUGGUUUUGCUUCCACAGGUCUUUGGCCACCGAAUAUGAACGUAUUUUCAGAUGAAGAUUUUCAUCCUUCGAAUUUGACAGAUGAACCGUUACCAUCAUCUGCUUUAGAUUUGAAUUUACAUUCAAAUUCAUUGAUUGAAACCAUUGAAUCAGUGGUUGAAGAUGACCCAAACCAAUCAAUUUCUUCAAAAAGCCUUUUGGAGUCAAUUGUUGGACCAAUAAAAUCAUCAACGCCACGAGGUAGAAAAAGAAAAUCUGAAAGAGCUACCUUGCUAACGUCCUCACCAAACAAAAAAUUGCUACAAGAAAAAGAUGAUCAAAAUUGUAAAAAGAUAAAGCGUUCUAAAGAUUUAUUAGAUAAAAAAAGUAAAACGGUGAAACGAACCAAAGAUACAACUCCAUGUGGGACUUGCACACAAAUUUUUUGUAAAGAUGUAACUGGGCGUCAGUGGAUCAAAUGCCAAAAAUAUUGCAUUUGGCAUCAUAAUGGUUGCCAAGGACUAGAAGAGGAUUAUAAUGACAUUUUUAUUUGUAUUGAGUGUGAUGAUUAA
Molecule: messenger RNA, 1683 nt
Organism: Helobdella robusta
Lineage: Eukaryota; Metazoa; Annelida; Clitellata; Rhynchobdellida; Glossiphoniidae
Exons: 1
Coding region: 1-1683 (560 amino acids)
Cellular component (GO): nucleus
Molecular function (GO): DNA binding
Source: RefSeq, a predicted model, not a curated record